UUUGUUAUAUUUAUUAUUGUAAUAUUGUUGUUAUUUCUUUAUACCAUAUUUGCGUGUAAAUUGAAAGCUACUUAUUAAAUUAAAUCUGACGUUUUAUACGCGCACAGCGCCCUCUGCUGUACAGGUAUAUAAAACAUUUUAAACCCGUGACUCUUAUUUAUUUUCUUUGCCAAUCACAUUCUAACAUGUCAUUUCCUAAUUCCUACUAAAACACAGUGUGUCAAUAUUUAUUAGGAAGUGAAACUGCUUGCACCUGUCGCUAUAUGUAGCUUGCUUUUUCUCUUUGCUCGCUUAAUUUGCUCUCAAUUAAACAACUUUCUACGUUUGUGUUUUCAUCAUUUUUUUACAUUGUACCCUCGUGUCUCUGUGGUGAAAUGGCACUUGAAGAGGAUCUGUCGUGUCCCGUGUGUACGGAGCUCUUCCGUGAGCCCGUGUUAUUGAGCUGUGGACACAGUUACUGCCGUCGGUGUAUUACCGAUCAUUGGACGACGAGCCGCUCCAGAAGUUGUCCGGUCUGUCGCCAGCUCUCCCCGCACGAGCCUCUCUCCAAUCUGAGCCUUCGCAACGCCUGCGAGACGUACGUGAAAGAACGCAGGUCCGGCAAACAGAAGGAUAAAGGUCUGCUGUGUCACAUACACGGAGAGAAAGUUCAGCUCUUUUGCCAAACAGACGAACUGCCCAUAUGUGCGGAGUGUAAAAAACACGAGCACAAAUACCACAAAACACAAACUCUGCAGCAAACUUUGCGCCUGCGCAAGGGGAAGCUUAAAGCAGCUCUACGUCCAGUUGAGAAGACCCUAUUAUCAUUACAGAAUGGUACAUCACAGGAUGGUGAAAUCUCUAAAUACAUUCAGACUCAAACUCGGCAGACUGAAAAGAAACUCAAGGAAGAGUUCAGGAAGCUUCAUCAGUUCCUCAAAAGGGAGGAGGAAAACAGGAUAGCUGCUCUGAAUAAAGAAGAGAAAGAAAAGAGAGGAAAGAUGGAGAGAAGAAUAAAGGGAAGAAUACAGUCACUCUCAGAUAUGAUCAGAGAGGUGGAGGAGGAAAUCAUGGAUGAUGACAUCAACUUCCUUCAGAAUUACAACAGCAUUAUGAACAGAAUUGAGUACACAAUCCUAGAUCCAUGGCUGUGUUCAGAAGCUUUAAUUGAUGUUUCUAAACAUCUGGGAAACCUGAAGUACAACGUGUGGGAGAAGAUGAAGGACAUCUGCCCUUAUUAUCCCAUGACUCUGAACCCAAACACAGCUGCACCAUGCUUCUCAGUUUCUGAUGAUCUGACCUCUGUGACCUCGUGUGUUCAUCAACAGGAUGAUCCCAACCCUCUUGGUUUCUACAGAAACUGGUUGGUGUUGGGAAAUGUGGGAUACAGUGAUGGAGUUCAGACAUUCACAGUUGAGGUGGGAAACAGUCGAAACUGGACCCUUGGAGUGUGUCUUGAACCUUUGACCAUUGUAAACAACGUCUAUGGUGUCAGACGUAAUGGAGACUUAUACAAUUUAAUGACCACUCCGAUAAUGUUUAAGGUAAAGACGAAUCCCAAAGUAGUGCAAGUGAAGAUUGAGGAUGAAUAUGACCUGUGGGGCAGAAGUUGGAGGAAAGUGAGUUUUAUUGAUUUUAAAACUGAUCGCCAGUUUGCACAAUUUACUAGACUGCCUUCAGGGGGGAAACUCUUUCCGUUUGUGAUCCCAGGAGAGCAUUCCUGUCCGCUGCGUUUAGUCCCGGUUGAUGUAACUUUGACUACUGAACAGACUGAGCAAAAACUUUCCUUUCAGCAGAAACAUAAAAUCUUACUAUAUGUCUGUUUUUCUAUUAUGGUUGUAUUGGUGAUUCUGACAUUGAUUGUAAGGGGAAUAAAUGAUGAAUUGGAGUUGCUCUGAAUUGGGUAUUUAUGUUAUUUCAGUAGAUAUUUUCUUGUCAAGUAAAACAUGAGUUUAACCAGCAGGAGACUUGACUUGGACUCUAAAUACUCGUCUGAACUAAUAAUGACUUAAUUUAUCAAUAAAUUAAAAUAAAGGUGGAGUUUGGUGGUGAGAUGCCAGAUAAAUAUAGUAGUGACGUGGAAGCAAAGGAAUAAAUGCUUUUAGAAUUUAUAUAUUAUAUACUUUUAUUAUGUAAAUUAGUUUUGAAGUUUCAGCAGUCAGGUGCUUUGUUUCUUAGUGAUGUGUAUAAUCUAACAGUAUCUGAUUUGUGUGUUUUAUUUC
Messenger RNA from Paramisgurnus dabryanus, 2201 nucleotides. RefSeq names its product tripartite motif containing 35-1 (gene trim35-1). The record is from RefSeq and is a predicted model, not a curated record. Gene Ontology annotation, molecular function: zinc ion binding; ubiquitin-protein transferase activity. Gene Ontology annotation, biological process: protein ubiquitination. Lineage: Eukaryota; Metazoa; Chordata; Actinopteri; Cypriniformes; Cobitidae.